UUUUAUCUAAAGUUUGCUGUGAUCCUGAAGAGAGGGUCUAUGAAAAUAAAAGCGAGCAUUUCUUGUAUGAUCUUUUACCCUCACUUUAAUUCGCAACAGGAGUGGCACGUAAUUUUGCUGUAUUACGGGAGUUUAUGCAUUUGAGUUCAGAAAGAGCAGCAUCUCUGGGAUUAGACUUAACGGUACGGUCUAAAUAGGAAACCAUGACACAACCCGUCAUACUUUUAUCUUUAUUAACCUUUUUAGUUGGAGGGGUAAGUAGUUUGCCUUCUCUCAAAAAAUCAACGACAACAACAGUGUCAUAUAAUUUAACUUACAGUCAGACAUCAGCUGCAAAUGCAAGAGUGAGGGGCAGUAUUAAAAAUAGGACCACCGGCACUUAUGGAAAAAUCGCACCUACAAAGGUAAGUAAAUUAUUGAAGACAGUAAAACCCACCGAGGCGACCAUCAAAGCUCCGAAUCACACGACAGUGAAGCCAUUCAAGACAAUAGAAGGAACCAGGAAAGUUCUGAAGCCCACUACAUUAAAACCCUCUCAGGUGAGCACGAAACCUUUGAAAACUACAACUGUGAAGCCCACUGAGGUGAUCACUAGAGCUUUGAGACCGACGACAGUAAAGCCAACAGCGGGAACCGCAAAAACCACUGCAAAGACCACUGCAGCGAGCUUCAACACAGAAGACCUGAAUGAAAACAUUGAUAAAAACGUGCAAAGGAGAGUGUGGAACACCAAAGAAUGUGAAGAACCUCCAGUACUUGAAUGUCCUCCUUUGGGUAUGGAGUCUCUGAAAGUUAAAGACUCGCAGCUUCAGGCUUCUUCUCACAAGCGCAUGGGCCUGGGGCCACACAGGGGCCGACUCAAUAUACAGUCUGGUGUUGAAGAUGGAGAUAUCUAUGAUGGAGCUUGGUGUGCCCAGUACAAAGACAAGAACCAGUGGCUACAGAUAGAUGCUAUGAAGCUCACACGGUUCACAGCAGUCAUACUGCAGGGUCGCAGUUCCAUAUGGAGCUUGGAUUAUGUAGAAACCUUCAAGGUGCAGGUGAGCAAUGACACCAUUAAAUGGAAGUCAUGCAUGAACGGGACAGAGGAGGCGGUGUUUGAAGGGAGCCAGGACAGUGAAACGCCAGUCUUGGCGGUUAUACCCGAGCCAGCAGUGGCACGCUACAUUCGUAUUAACCCUCAGAGCUGGUUUAAGAAUGGGACCAUCUGCCUGCGAGCUGAGAUUAUGGGCUGUGAGCUGCCAGAUCCAAACAAUAUCUACCCAUGGCAAAUGGAGGAGGGCACUAAGGACAAACUGGACUUUAGACACCAUAACUACAAAGAGAUGAGGAAGCUCAUGAAGUCUGUGAAUGAGAUGUGCCCAGAUAUCACCCGCAUUUACAGCAUUGGAAAAAGUUACAUAGGCCUUAAACUGUAUGUGAUGGAAAUUUCAGACAAUCCAGGAAAACACGAGCUGGGUGAGCCAGAGUUCCGUUAUGUGGCUGGUAUGCAUGGAAAUGAGGUGCUCGGGAGGGAACUGUUGCUGAACCUUAUGCAGUAUAUAUGCCAGGAGUACAAAAAUGGGAACCAGCGCAUAGUCCACCUGGUGAAAGAGACACGCAUUCAUCUACUGCCCUCUAUGAACCCUGAUGGCUAUGAAAUGGCUUACAAGAAGGGUUCAGAGCUAUCCGGAUGGGCACUGGGUCGUUAUAGUUAUGAAGGCAUUGACAUGAAUCACAACUUUGCAGACCUGAACACAGUGAUGUGGGAUGCCAUCGAGCUGGAGACAGACAAAUCUAAACUCAUCAACCAUUACUUUCCCAUUCCAGAGCACUACACUUCAGAAGAAGCUUGGGUGGCUUCAGAAACAAGAGCAGUCAUCAGCUGGAUGCAGACCUUCCCGUUUGUUCUCAGUGCUAACCUCCAUGGAGGAGAGCUGGUGGUCACAUACCCAUUUGACAUGACUAAAGACUGGGCCCCUAAAGAGCACACUCCCACUCCAGAUGAGAGCUUCUUCCGUUGGCUGGCCACUGUUUAUGCCAGCACAAAUCACGUGAUGUCCAACCCAGACCGAAGGCCCUGUCACAAUGAGGACUUCCUUCGUUACAAUAACAUCAUCAAUGGAGCGAGCUGGCACACAGUACCAGGCAGUAUGAAUGACUUCAGCUACUUGCACACCAACUGUUUCGAGGUGACAGUGGAGUUGUCCUGUGAUAAGUUCCCUCAUGCUAUUGAGCUGCCUAGAGAGUGGGAGAACAAUAAAGAAUCUCUCCUAAUCUACAUGGAGCAGGUACACAGAGGAAUCAAAGGAGUGAUUAGGGACAAAGACACUGAAGCUGGCAUUGCUGAUGCCAUCAUUAAAGUGGACGAUAUCGACCACCAUAUCAGAUCAGCUUUUGAUGGGGACUAUUGGCGUCUGUUAAACCCAGGUGACUAUGAUGUCACAGUGACUGCGGAGGGAUAUUACCCUGUUACUCGAAGCUGCAGGGUCGAGUACGAGCAUUACCCCACCAUCUGUGAUUUCACUCUCACCAAGACGCCAAAACAGCGUUUGCGAGAGAUCCUGGCCAAGGGCGGCAAAAUCCCCAAAGACCUGCAGCUCCGACUGCGCCAACUGCGCAUACGCAAACUGCGUGCCAGCACUAAACUUAUUAAUCGACGGCGGGCGUCACAGCAACGCAAGGCCAGGGGAGCUAGCCACUAGAUUGAUCUUCAACGUCUGACCUGUUUUGCUGGCCAAGUACAGGAUUAAACUGAAUCAAUGUCACAGGAAAAUGCAAUGUAGAGCUGUAAAUUGGUUGCCCUUUCCUGUGGUAACAUUCUAUAUUAUGCAUCUGAGGAGCAGAUAUAUUAUCCAUUGUAAAUUUCACACCAAAUGAUAUUCAAAUACUGUUUUUAUACUUUAUACUAAGCACUACAACUACAUGUUUUGAUAAAAACUGUUAAUUAAAAUAAUUGAGAGUGUCUUCUGGUUGUCAGUUUUGAUCUCCAUGGUACUGUGUGCUCACCUUUGUCCAAGUCUUUCUAGCAAGACAGUCCACUGUCAGCCAUCUUUGGAACGCUCUCGGGAGGCUAUUUCCAGUCAUGCCAGUGCAGCUCCCAUCUACUUGAAUGGAGAAAGAUCAAAAUCUCAAAAAACAGUUGGUCAAGAUUACGUUAAAAUAUUGAACAUGUUUCAAAUCAAUAAUAAAAUCUGACAAUACUGGAAUCAUAAAUUGUGAUUCUUUACCUCAAAUUAUGGUAAAAAACACAAUUUUCCAGGCUUGUAUAGCUAAUACGCAUGCAUGUUCUAAAGUUGAUUGACAGAUUAUGUCUGUAUCUAAAAGGUGAUUGGCUCUUUUUACUGUAAGAUGGGACUUCCUUCUACAGCCUUUGACCAUUGGGCGCUCAGAGCUCCUUGGUUGAGCAUUCCAGUUUCUCCCUUUCAUUUUAAUAGAAGUGGCCCAUCUCUGCUAAAUCAUCUCUGCUUUCAUGUAUAUGAGCUAAUGCUAAGUCUCAGUCUGGAACUGAUAUUUUGUCAAAUGGCUUGAUUACAUUUUACUGUUAAAUGGAAAGGAAAACAGUAUGGGGUGCCGUUUGUAAAAUAAAACGUGUUACAAAAACUGGUUACAUUUUGUCAGAUUUAAGAUAAAAAUCUGCUUUGGCCAGAUUUAUGUAAAUAAGCGUUCAUGUUUUUUUUCUUUUUUCUUUAUUGUAUAACAAAUACAUAAAAUCUUCAAUUUAAAUCUAAAUGUGAAAUGAAAUCUAAAUGUAAAUAUUAAAUCUAAAUGUAAAGCUCAAAUAAAAAUGUUGUAAAUAAAUGUUAAAUAUAAACAUAAAUCUUAAAUGUAAAUGA
Messenger RNA from Myxocyprinus asiaticus (Chinese sucker), 3815 nucleotides. RefSeq names its product carboxypeptidase X (M14 family), member 1b (gene cpxm1b). Bases 204 to 2684 code for a protein of 826 amino acids. Gene Ontology annotation, molecular function: zinc ion binding; metallocarboxypeptidase activity. Gene Ontology annotation, biological process: proteolysis. The record is from RefSeq and is a predicted model, not a curated record. The transcript has 13 exons. NCBI's taxonomy places the organism in Eukaryota, Metazoa, Chordata, Actinopteri, Cypriniformes, Catostomidae.